Trichoderma breve is the source of this 1782-nucleotide messenger RNA. RefSeq names its product triose-phosphate transporter family domain-containing protein. NCBI's taxonomy places the organism in Eukaryota, Fungi, Ascomycota, Sordariomycetes, Hypocreales, Hypocreaceae. Gene Ontology annotation, cellular component: endoplasmic reticulum-Golgi intermediate compartment; cis-Golgi network; Golgi apparatus. The record is from RefSeq and is a predicted model, not a curated record. Gene Ontology annotation, molecular function: antiporter activity. Bases 1 to 1782 code for a protein of 593 amino acids. The transcript has 4 exons. Gene Ontology annotation, biological process: UDP-glucose transmembrane transport.
AUGUCCUCCUCUCAUUCUCAUUCUGAUCAUCCUCACCCUCACCCUCAUCGACGCCGCUCCUCCAUCGCCAUUGACACCGACGCCACCCUCACCGAGCCCUUCCCCGACUUCUCUCCCUCUGUCGUCACCUCCCCCGAGUUUGGACGAGAGGGCGCAUCCACCAGCGCGUUCGUCCAGUCCUCGUCCUCGGGAGUCGCCUCUGCACAAGUGGCCGGUGACAGCAACAGCACCGAGAUCGAGAUGGAGCCCAUUCUAGGACACAGGAGGCGAAAGAGCAGCGCCCUCAACAACACUCCCCAAGCCGCACCAGCAGCUGCCGGCGCUGGUGGCAGAAAACACCUUUCGGCCGGUUUGCCUGACCGCUCAGACUUGUUGGAGGAAACCGGAGGAAGCAGCAGCACAUCGACCAACUCUGGAAACGACGACGAUGGCCACGGGAGGCCCAGCUUCAGCGAUGAGGAUCUACACAGUGACGAGGAGACGGGAUUGAGCAACAAGGAGCGUGCCCGGAGGCAGAAGAAGCGCCGGAGAAUAACACAGCUGGGACAGCGCAUUGCGCGUGACAAGUCGUUGUCGGAAGAAGAGCGCCAGGAAGCAGACAAGGACGUCGUCAAGAAGCUGCUUGUCAAUGUCGUAUUGAUUCUGCUGUGGUACUUCUUUUCACUAUCCAUCUCGCUGUACAACAAGUGGAUGUUUGACGAAGAUCGCCUCAACUUUGCGUUCCCACUAUUCACAACGUCGAUGCACAUGGUGGUGCAAUUUAUCCUCUCCGGCCUCGUCCUCUUCUUCAUUCCGUCAUUACGGCCGCAGAAAUCCCACACAUCCGACAUGGGCAGAUCCCGGGUUGGACCUUGCGGUGCUGCCACCGGUCUCGACAUUGGCUUGGGAAAUACUUCACUCAAGUUUAUCAGCUUGACAUUUUACACCAUGUGCAAGUCCUCCUCUCUCGCAUUCGUUCUCCUGUUCGCAUUCGCCUUUGGCCUCGAAAAGCCCACCUGGCGCCUCGUCGCCAUCAUUGCAACCAUGACAAUGGGCGUCAUCCUCAUGGUGUUCGGUGAAGUCGAAUUCAAGCUCGGUGGCUUCGCUCUCGUCAUUUCAGCAGCCUUCUUUUCCGGCUUCCGCUGGGGCCUCACCCAGAUUCUGCUUCUUCGCAACCCCGCGACUUCGAACCCCUUUUCCAGCAUCUUCUUCCUUACGCCAGUCAUGUUCAUCACUCUGUUUUCCAUUGCAAUCCCUGUUGAGGGCUUCGUUCCUCUCUGGGAAGGCUUGAAGACUCUCAGCGCCGAAUGGGGCACCUUCAUGACGCCCUUGUUCCUUUUAUUCCCAGGUUGUAUCGCCUUUUGUAUGACGGCAUCCGAGUUCGCCUUGCUGCAGCGUACAUCCGUCGUCACGCUCUCCAUUGCCGGCAUCUUCAAGGAGGUCGUCACCAUCUCGGCCGCCUCCGUCGUGUUCAAGGACAAACUCACCCUCAUCAACUUCAUCGGCCUCAUCACCACCAUGCUGGCCAUCAUCGCCUACAACUACGUCAAGAUUAGCAAGAUGCGCGAGGAGGCCCAGGUCCAAGUCCACGUCCGCGUCACCGACGUCGACGCCGGCAUGAGCACUAGUGCCAGCGACUUUGAAAACGACGACAGCGCCGAGGAGACAGCUGGGCUCCUUGCGCAGAACAUGGAGAGGGGCGACGCCCUCGUCACGUCCGACGGCGAUAUUCAGCCCAACGGCGUGCGGUCCUCGCACCAAAGAGAUGCGUCGAGAGAUCGCCUACUAAGAAGGGACAGCUAA